Molecule: messenger RNA, 543 nt
Organism: Penicillium digitatum Pd1
Lineage: Eukaryota; Fungi; Ascomycota; Eurotiomycetes; Eurotiales; Aspergillaceae
Source: RefSeq, a predicted model, not a curated record
AUGGCGGGUGAGAAAGGUCACGGGAAGAAGCGCCCGGCCGAAGCUGACCCCGAUGGCGCGCAACCUUUAACAAAGAGACUUGGACACCUACGAAUAGAUAAUAGCGUGACAAUCUCCGCUCGGGCCAAACCCAAGGGGCACAUCCAGCAUAUUCAGCAUAUUCAGCAUAAUCAACAUGAUCACAUUGACCACCACCAACAUGACCAUCAUAACCAAGAGAUUUCUUCCAAUGAUGCCAUGAUGUUGGAUGAUACCAAGCACACGACUUACAUUCACGACCUGGAUCAAGAAUUAAUGGAAGCCGACUCUCCUGGUUUGGUGUUUUUACCAUUCGCAGAGAAAGUGCUUUCAGUCCCUCAAUCCGUUCUAUCCGAUUCGAAACCCUCAGGCAAAGAACUUGUUCUUUAUACAGAACCAUCCUCCCUCACAGUUCCUAAGGAAAAAGAUAGUGUUCGAAGAGCAAUUCUUGAAUCUCGAGCACGAGCUAGGGAAAACAAGGUUACGGAAGAUUUAGACGAUGAUCCAAUGGAUAUUGAUAGUUGA